GGCAGCACUCUAUCUAGCGAUGUUCCUUGUUGCGCUCGAUCGAACAAUUCUAGGGACGGCCAUCCCAAAGAUCACCGACGAUUUCCAUUCUAUUGAUGACAUUGGUUGGUAUGCAAGCUCAUACCUUCUCACGCUCUGUGGGUUUCAACUCAUCUAUGGUCGAUUAUAUACUUUCUAUACCGGCAAAUGGAUCCUGCUCAGCACCAUCCUUUUGUUCGAAAUUGGGUCAGCUGUUUGCGGUUCUGCCCCCAACUCGAUAGCUUUCAUCAUGGGGCGGGUUAUUUCUGGUCUGGGGGCUGCUGGCAUCUUCAGCGGUUGCAUCAACAUCAUGGUCAUCACCAUACCCCUCCAUAAGCGACCCAUGUACCAGGGCAUCUUUGGAGCCGUGUUUGGACUUGCUUCUAUCUGCGGACCCCUAGUAGGCGGCGUAUUUACCACCAAAGUCAGCUGGAGAUGGUGCUUCUACAUAAAUCUUCCCAUCGGAGCUAUCGUUGUGGCCAUCAUCCUCUUCAUCCUCAAAACGCCGCCCAAAAAGAACGAACUUACGCUUCGAGAACAAUUCAUCAAGCUCGAUCCCAUCGGUACUGUCUUCUUCCUCCCCGGGAUCAUUUCUCUACUUCUGGCGCUGCAAUGGGGCGGAACAACAUAUGCUUGGUCCAACUGGAGAAUUCCAUUCCUAUUCGUAGUGGCUGGCAUCCUUCUCGGGAUCUUUAUCUUCGUUCAAUUCAAAAUGGGGGACAACGCCACAGUCCCGAUCCGCAUCAUCAAGCAACGUAGUAUUGCUUCUGGUGCUUACUUCUCAGCCUGCCUUCCUGGAUCCAUGAUGCUGGUUCUCUACUUCCUGCCUCAAUGGUUUCAAGCCGUCAAGGGAGUUUCCGCCAUACAUUCUGGUAUCUCCACACUGCCAAUCGUCAUGUCGCUAGUUGUCUCUAGCGCUCUUGCAGGAUUCAUCACCGUCAAAACCGGAUACUACGUCUCCCAACUCAUCGCAUGCACAGUCAUCUUAUCCAUUGGCGCCGGUCUCCUAACAACUCUAAAAGUCGAUACAAACCACUCCCUCUGGAUCGCCUACGAAUUCAUCUACGGUUUUGGCCUUGGUUUCGGUAUGCAGCAAGCAGGAAUGGCAGCGCAAACCUGUCUCCCGAAGCAGGAUGUUAUGACAGGUGUUGCACUCAUGUUCUUCAUGCAAGGUUUGGGCGGAGCGUUUUUCGUACCCAUCGGACAAGUCGUCUUCACACAGAGCUUGGUCAAGAAGCUCGGCUCUGUCGCUGAUAUCUCUCCUUCCAUGAUUCUACACAGUGGCGCUACGGAAAUCCGUCAUAUCGUGCCUCCUCAAGAUUUGGACAAGGUGCUGUUGGCGUAUAAUGGUGCCUUGUCGGAUACACUCAAGGUUGGUGCGGCCCUUGCGGCUAUCACGAUUGUGGCGGGACUCACGAUGGAGUGGAAGAGUGUUAAAGAGCCGAAGAAGGGCGAAGCCGUUUCUCCGAAGCCAGAGGAGAAGGUGGGGAAUGUCCCUACCGACACUGAGAACGCCGAAACUGACCCCAGUCCACCACAAACACCUGAGCCGUUGGUACCGGAGAAAGUAGGAGUACAGCCGAAUACGCGAGAGGAUGGCAAGGGAAAUGAAUGAUACCCCUCAAGUGGAUGUGUAUGUUUUGCUCCUCGCUCUGGCAUGGAUAUUAAGUUUCCGGAGUUUUGGCUCCCAGCAUUAGAUUUGCUUGUUGAGCGACCUGCGUUGUGUUGAUAGAUACUCCUGUAUGUAAUGGAUGUUGAGGAUUAACACAAAAUACUCGUCUCAAAAUGGCUCGAGUACAGACUUCAGCCGAGGUGGCUUUACUCAGGCGGGUUAUCUCCCAACAUUCACACUUAACCUCGCUCAAAAC
This is a messenger RNA of Hyaloscypha bicolor E, 1886 nucleotides long. RefSeq names its product MFS general substrate transporter. The coding region runs from base 20 to 1633 and encodes 537 amino acids. Lineage: Eukaryota; Fungi; Ascomycota; Leotiomycetes; Helotiales; Hyaloscyphaceae. The transcript has 4 exons. Gene Ontology annotation, molecular function: transmembrane transporter activity. The record is from RefSeq and is a predicted model, not a curated record. Gene Ontology annotation, biological process: transmembrane transport.